CAGUAAACGUGCUCCUACUUUUCCAUAACGGCUACAUUUUCCCACACACAAAAAAACGACAAAAGAGAUCCACACACCUUUUUUGUUCUCACCUUCCCUUUUUCAGCAGACCGUUACUCCUUCUCCUUACUUAACAAACCCCAAACCCAUUUCUCUCUUUCGCUCUCUGCGGUUUCGUCAUGACGGUCGCAGCCACAGCCACUGCACGCACCAAGAGAAUCUUCAAGCUCACUCUCUCCCUUCUCGGUCUCGGAUUCAACUCUUCCAAAUGUAAAACGGCGGCGAAGAUGGCGGUGGCCAGGAUUAAGCUGUUAAGGAACAAGAGGGAGGUGGUGGUUAGGCAGAUGAGACGCGACAUUGCGCUUCUUCUUCAGUCUGGUCAAGAUGCCACCGCUCGUAUCAGGAAUAUCGCCUCCCUCGUAAAGACUUUCGUGGAUCCUUCCAAGCAACACCACUAUAACUCUAAAUCCCCACAAGGAUACGUGGCCUCCAACCAAUUAUGGACGCACCACCACACGACUAUGAAUGAAUGCAUGAUUAUGAAUGCAUGAAUGCGGACACUUUAAUAAAUCA
Molecule: messenger RNA, 573 nt
Organism: Cicer arietinum (chickpea)
Lineage: Eukaryota; Viridiplantae; Streptophyta; Magnoliopsida; Fabales; Fabaceae
Biological process (GO): protein transport
Source: RefSeq, a predicted model, not a curated record